Molecule: messenger RNA, 576 nt
Organism: Batrachochytrium dendrobatidis JAM81
Lineage: Eukaryota; Fungi; Chytridiomycota; Chytridiomycetes; Rhizophydiales
Exons: 1
Coding region: 1-531 (176 amino acids)
Source: RefSeq, a predicted model, not a curated record
AUGGCACAAACCAUUCAAUCCUUACCUUCUAUUGACCUGCUGAAUGCAUCAUCAAGGAAUCAGUUCUUUAGCAUUAUCAGCGUUUUAUUUGAAGCUGCACCACCUUUGGCAAAUGCAUUAUGGGCAUCUCGUCCAUAUAGUUCCUACGCUACGAUUCUCUCAACUGCAGCAGAUAUCAUCAAUAGCCUUUCACUUGAAGACCGCAAAGCAGUCGUAAAUGCUCAUCCCAGAAUCGGUGCCAACAAGGCAACUCUUUCAGCACUUUCAUACCAAGAACAAGGGUACACCAAUGCACCAAAUUCCUUGACCAACGAGGAUCGAAUCAAUCAACGGUUGGCAGAAUUGAAUGCUCAAUAUGAAGCUAAAUUCAAGUUUUGUUUUGUAGUGUUUGUAAAUGGAAGAUCUCGGGAGGAGAUUAUUCCAGUAAUCGAGGCUAGACUAAACAACUCUGCUGAAGAAGAAUUGAGCAAUGGACUGGAACAUAUGAUACAGAUUGCUCAAGAUCGCCUCAAAAAAGUCCAAAUUAGCUAGUGUUGAAUGGAGAUUAUAUUGAAAUAACAUUUAUUAUUGGACUCG